This is a messenger RNA of Funneliformis geosporum, 3390 nucleotides long. NCBI's taxonomy places the organism in Eukaryota, Fungi, Glomeromycota, Glomeromycetes, Glomerales, Glomeraceae. The record is from the annotation of a GenBank genome assembly.
AUGUCUUCCGAUCGCGUUGUCGACACUACCUUAUUAACUUUAACUCGUCAAAAAGAUAUUCUCGUUGAGAGCCCACGAAUAACGCGAAAACGACAAACGGAAAAUAAAGAAAAUGUUGAAAAUUUUCAGCCCAAUAAAUCUCAGAGAUCUGGUUAUUUGAUUAACGUGGAAGACGCGCAUAAAUCAAAGAAAGUGACUUUGAUAAAUGAAGAUAAUUUGGAAGAAUUUUUUCUCAUUUUAUGUGAUUCAUGGAUGGAUACAAAAAUUUUCAAGAAUGACACUGUUAGUAUUAUUGGCGAGUUUAAAGACGGGUCUUGUAUAGCAAAAGAUUCGAAUAAUGUUCUUAUAAUAGUUAAUCCCGAUGUGCUAGUGUCAUCUACUUGUGUUAGCGAGGCAUACAGUUGUAUGAGAAGGGCUAUUUUAAAGGACCGAAUAAGUAGUGGUAAUUUUAAUACCCCAGCGGCCGUACUUGGAACGCUUAGUCACGAAUUUAUUCAACAUUGCUUAAAGAGUAAUGACUUUUCCCCAUCUUUUAUGGAUUCAAAAAUAAAACAGGUCAUGAAAAAAAACAUUCCAAAAAUAUACUUUUCUAAUCUAAAAGAAUCUAAAGUUAUUAAGGAAUUGGCGGAUAAAAAAAUCAUAUAUCGUAAUUUUGCCGAAUGUUAUGUCAAUCAAUUGCCAAAGUUUGAUUUGGGAAAGGUUGAAAGCAUUCGAGGGGAUAUGUAUUCGUUGAUUUGUAUUAGCAAAACCUUGGACGUUGAGGAACGUAUUUGGUCUCCAACAUUUGGACUAAAAGGAAUUUUAGAUGCUUCAAUCGAAGUCAAAGUUUUGGAGAACAGGACUUUGAAAAAAUAUAUAAUGCCGUUAGAAAUAAAAACUGCCUGGAAGGAGGAUUUCACUCAUAAUUUACAGACCAUAUUGUAUUGUGUGAUGAUGAAUGAUCAUUACAAAGUUAAUGUUGAAUCAGGUUUACUUUAUUACGUAAAGAGUAAUAAUGAUCGAAAUGAUCAAAAUGCGGGGAAAUUAAAAAGGAUUCACGUGUCAAUUCAAGAAUUACGAGAAAUAAUCAAGACUCGUAAUGAAAUCACUUGGUACAUGUCCAAUCGACAACGACAUAUUUUGCCACCAAUGAUUAAAGAUUCUCAAUCGUGCGGUAAAUGCAACAUCCGAUCCACGUGCUUUCUCUAUCACAAGGCUAUCGAAAACGGUAAAUCAGAAGAUUCUGGUGUCAUUGAACUCUUUAAUGAAGCCACCGCUCACCUUGGUGAAAUUCAUGUUGAAUUCUUUCGAAAGUGGGAGGAACUAAUUAAGUUGGAAGAAGAGGAUGUGAGUCAAGUACGACCACAAAUCUGGAAUACAUCAAGCUUAAAUCGCGAUUCUACCCAAAGUCUUUAUAAUAUGCAUUUAGAUUUGAAUAGCAUAAUAGAAUUUCCAGGUUCUACCGGAUUGUGUCAACUUAAAUGCAAGUUUUUUCAAGUUGAUAGCAAAGAAAGUUCAAUAUUAUAUACACAGUUUUGUGUUAAUGAUUUUGUUGUUGUGUCUUCUGAACAAGGACAUUAUGCACUAGCUACUGGCUUUGUGAAUGAAAUCGCGCCAGAUUAUAUUUGUUUAACUUUGGACCGAAAACCUUGUGGUGGUCCAAAACAAGCAAACGAUUUUGACAUAGAGACUUGUCACAGCUUUUUAGGAUUACAAGAUAGAACGGAACAAGAAGGAAUACUUAAAAAUCCAUUAGGAUUUGACUUGGCGACAACUUCUUACCGAAUCGAUCGAGAUGAGUUAACCUCCAGCAUAAAGCUCGUACGGCAAAAUCUUGUUAGUCUCCUUAUGGAUGUUUCAACUAGAAAAUUAAGAAAAUUGAUCGUUAAUCUCGAAGCACCACAAUACUGUCGAACUUUCCCUACAUUAAUAAAUUAUAAUGAUCUUAAAAAGGAUUUGAACGAGGACCAAGUUAAAGCAUUUGAAUUGGCUUUGAAUGCCGAAGAUUAUGCAUUAAUUUUAGGAAUGCCAGGGACAGGAAAAACUUUUACUAUAGCCCAAAUAAUUAAGGCUCUUUUACGUAGAGGAGAUUCUGUGCUUCUUGCCUCUUAUACUCAUUCGGCCGUGGAUAAUGUUCUUUCAAAAUUAAGUGAUUAUGGAGAAGAAAUAUUGAGAAUUGGUGAUAAAAGCAAAGUUCACAAAAGCAAUUGGCCACUUAUAAUAGACAACAAUAAAUUUGAGAAUAUUGACGAAUUUUCUGAUUUCAUUGAAACUAGGAAAGUGGUUGCAACCACAUGCCUCGGAAUGAAUAAUCCAAUAUUUACUAAACGAAGGUUCGAUUAUUGUAUCAUUGAUGAAGCAACGCAAAUAACACUUCCAACUUGUAUUGGGCCACUUCGCUUUGCGGACCGUUUUCUUUUAGUCGGUGAUCACAAUCAGUUACAACCUUUAGUGCGUAGAAAUGAAGCCAUUAAGAAAGGAAUGGAAAAGAGUUUAUUUAAAAUGUUUACAGAAAUUCAUCCAAAUGCGGUUGCAAAUUUAAGAUAUCAAUACAGAAUGAAUGAAGAAAUCAUGAACUUAUCCAAUUCGGUAAUUUAUGAUAGCAAUAUGCUUAGUGGGUCAACAAUUACGGCUCAAACACGUUUGUUCAUUCCUAGAUGGAAUGAAGAUUUUCUUUCUCAAUUUCAUGACCCGGAUUAUUAUUGUUGUCACGACAGUUGCUGGUUAAAGGAUGUAAUCGAUCCUGAACGACCAUUGAUUAUGAUUGACACCGAUAACCUUCAUACCAAAGAAUUUGUUUCAAAAGGAAAAUAUCAAAAUGAUAUGGAAGUCAUACUUGUCGAACAUAGCGUCAAAGCUUUACUGGCAGGAGGCAUUCCUGCUAAAGAAAUUGGUAUCAUCACGCCAUUUCGUUCCCAGUUAAAACACAUUGCACACAAAUUUAAAGGUUGCAGUGAGUUGGAAGUUUCGACAAUCGAUCGUUUUCAAGGAAGGGAGAAACAAGUCAUUGUAUUAUCAUUGGUGAGGUCGAAUUCUGAAUUAAAGGUUGGAAACUUGCUUGAAGAUUACCGAAGAAUAAAUGUUGCAAUAACUCGAGCAAAAUUCAAAUUAAUAAUCGUCGGAAGUCGUUCUACACUGUGGGCGUCGUCAAUCUUGAGAAACAUUAUAAAUUAUCUUGAACAGAAUAAUAUGAUAUAUCAACUAUCCAAUAAUGGAUCUCCAUAUUGGCACGAUAUCCCAUUAUUCGUUGAUUUAAGUAACGUCAAGGAUAUUACUGAAGUCGACAAAAAAGAUAAUAAAGUUUCGACAACAAAAAGAUACAAAUCAACUAAUUCGAUGGUAUUUGUUGAGACAAUUCUAAAGCGAAAUCCCAUCAUGAGAGAGAUUAUUAAUGAGAAUUCCACUUUUUAA